This is a messenger RNA of Oppiella nova, 1230 nucleotides long. The record is from the annotation of a GenBank genome assembly. Lineage: Eukaryota; Metazoa; Arthropoda; Arachnida; Sarcoptiformes; Oppiidae.
ACUGAUGAGGGUCAGGAGGCGGACCUACAGCUCAAAGAGACGGCCAAAAAGACCCUGAAGUCGAUGCCGUCGAUAGAGUCGCUGAAGUUUAGCGUCAAAUAUAUGACCGAAAAUAUUGUGAGGUUUACAAUAAGGGACGCCAAGAAUGCCAGAUAUGAGGUACCGGUGCAACAGGUGUUAGAUCUCAUGGAUAAAGUGGAAAAGGAUAAGACAAAGCGACGGUAUUCAGUGGAUGUCAGCACAGACUCCAAAGACUUCAAGUUCUCUAUCACCCGUAAAGACACUAAAACUAAAGUAUUUGAUACAUCCAUUAGUGGGCUGGUAUUCGCCGACCAGUUCCUACAAUUAGCCACCAAUUUGGCCACAAAAAACGUCUACGGGUUUGGGACAAACCACUCAGGCACUGAUAAUCUCUACGGUGUCCACCCGUUCUAUAUCGUACUGGAAACGGAUGGCAAAGCGCACGGAAUACUGUUCUUCAACAGCAACGCCAUGGAGUACACACUUUUACCCGACCCGGCCUUAUCGCUGAAAACGUUGGGCGGAGUUCUGGACUUUUUCGUGUUUUUGUGCGAUAAUCCCGAACACGUGAUACAGUUGUAUACGUCGGUCAUCGGGCGUCAAACGAUGCCUCCCUUUUGGGGACUCGGGUACCAACUGUGCCGAUACGGGUAUACCGGUACCAAAAAUCUGCGCGAGGAUACAAUGUAUAUCGACAUCGACUAUAUGGACCGAUACGAAGAUUUCACGUACGAUAAGUCGGCGUUCGCUGGACUACCGGAGCUGUUUAAGGAUACCAAAACCAAGAACCAACUUCACUGGACCCUAAUCCUGGACCCGGGUAUUGAGGGCAACAACAAACAGUACCAGACGUUCAGCGAGGGCUACAAAAACGACGUGUUCGUCAAAUGGCCUAAAAGUGUGGACCCGAAGGACCGGUUUAACCCGCCGGACGCCCCCACCAAUAAGGACACCGUAUAUGGUAAAGGACAAAUUAAAAACCUGCACGAUAUUUUGCCGUUCGAUUCGUUGUGGAUUGAUAUGAACGAGCCCUCCAACUUUAACGCCAGGUGCCCGAAUAAUAAGUACGACUUCCCGCCAAUCAGAUCGGUCAACAUUAUCGGCAACCAACUAUCGGCCUCCACGUUAUGCAUGGUAGCUAUCCAGGGUGAAAAGGGUGAAUAUAAGCACUACGACGUGCACUCCCUAUACGGACUUGUAGAUCUUUAA